UGGGUACUGUGCUGGGCCUGGGUAGAAUGUCAUUUUCUGCAACUGCUAUGUCCCACAAAUACAAUAUAGAGUUGAAAGUGUAACUAAGGUAUUGAAAGGUGAAGCCAUUGGUGGUGGGGAAUGGAGAAUGUCUGUCAUUUAUUUCCGGUGCUAAUUUGUGUGGUGUGUAUGUGAAGAUUGGGAAUGGAGAAUGUCCGCCCUUUUUUUAUUUGAACAAUGGCAACCCAAACUCUCAAGCCCAAAUCCAAUUCCCUUAUCCUUAAUCCAUUUACCGAAAUGGACGACCCAACUUAUAAAUCCAUAAUCCAUUGUCUAUUUACCCAAAAUUCCCAAAUCCCAAAUUGAAAUCUCCCCAAACGCUCAUCUCCGUCUCUCUCGACUUCUCCUUCCAGAAUCCCAUAUUUCCUCUUCGCGGCUUGGCUAGUUGGCUUCGCUGGAGCUAGAGUCCCACUACCCAGAUAGCUAAACUCCCAAAUCCCAAUCUCGUGAGUUGUGACGGUGGAAUUCUCGAGGGUGUAACUCCACCGUUUUCGUUGAAAUUCUAGUUCUUAGGCCUUGACAGUCACUGGACCGGCACUUCAUUCCUUUUCUAGACUAGAUGGAGCACGUAAAAAUGGACUCUUCAACUGACUUGAACGAUGGAACAGGGUUAUUGAGUUUGGAAGAUAAUGGCAGCAAUGCAAUCAUGUUGCCAGGCAAGAAAAAGAAUAAAAAGAACAAAAAUAAGCAGGUGUCCGAAAAGCUCAGGAUAAAUAAUGAGCCUAAGUUGAGCAAAUCCCAGAAAAGAAAGUUAAAGAAACUCGAGGAGGAGAAGGAAAAGGAGAUACUUUUGUCAAAAAGCAUCGAGGAAUUGGAGAAAUACAAGAUUCAAGAUGAUGUGCAUUCUCUUAUGUGGUCUUCACGGAACUUGGGUCAGGUUGAAACUGUCCGCGAAAAACGUAGGAGGCAAAUGCAGUUUGCUAGAGCAGGUUUAGAAUUGGAUGAUUAUCGACCUUUCAAGAAAAGGACCAGUGAUGAUGCGUCUGGUGAUGUUGAAUUGCAUCCAGACGAUAACAAGUCAAAAGUAAACAAUGAUAACAAUUCUCCGCAACCAUUUUUAUCAGAAAGAGAGCUCCAGAAUCACAUGCCUGCCCCACUAAAAUCUUCUGAAGAACUAGUUUCUAGGAAUGAACCUGCUACUCUUGGCGAAGAUGCUGCUUUGACUGGCGAGGAUGUAAAUAGUGAAACUAAUAAGUCAUUAAUACCAGAACAGCCAGAAAAUUCCAAAUGUACAUUUCCUCCUAGUGAAGAACCAGCAGUGUCAUUGGUAUACUCCCAUACUGCUCCAGUGGAUGGAAGUCCAAAUGUAAAUCUCAGCAAUAUAAUGAACCAGGGGAUCCGUACUCCACUGAGAACUACUAGUGCCCCAACUGUAGUGCACGUAUCAAGAUCAAAGGAGGUCGAGAGCAACAGAAGGAAUCUUCCAAUAGUAAUGAUGGAACAGGAAAUAAUGGAAGCUAUUAAUGAGAAUAAUAGUGUUAUCAUAUGUGGUGAGACUGGUUGUGGUAAGACCACACAGGUCCCCCAGUUCCUUUACGAGACUGGCUUUGGUUCAAGCCUUUGUGAUGUUCGAGGCGGUGUUAUUGGUGUGACCCAACCCCGACGAGUCGCUGUACUUGCAACAGCCAAGCGAGUGGCGUAUGAGCUUGGUCUUCGUUUGGGUAAGGAGGUAGGCUUUCAAGUUAGGCAUGACAGAAGGAUUGGAGAGAAUUGCUCCAUCAAGUUUAUGACUGACGGAAUCUUGCUUCGAGAAGUUCAGAAUGAUUUUUGGUUGAGACGCUACUCCAUCAUAAUUUUGGAUGAAGCUCAUGAGAGGAGCCUGAAUACGGAUAUACUUAUCGGGAUGCUUUCUCGAGUUAUACGUGAGCGCCAAUGGGAAUAUGAGAUGCAGCAAAAGAGGAUUCUUGCUGGGGAAAUUAUUAACUCUGAGAAGAGGAUCUAUCCCUUGAAACUUGUGCUGAUGAGUGCUACCCUGUGUGUUGAAGACUUUGUGUCUAACAAAAAAAUAUUUCAUAAUCCUCCACCAGUAAUAGAAGUCCCGACUAGACAGUAUCCAGUUACUAUGCACUUCUCCAAGAGGACAGAGAUCAUAGAUUACGUUGGCCAAGCCUAUAAGAAAGUAUUAUCAAUUCACAAGAGAUUGCCACCCGGAGGAAUUCUUGUUUUUGUGACUGGGCAGAGGGAGGUGGAGUACUUGUGUAAGAAACUGAGAAAUGCUUCUCAGGAAAUAGUUAAAAGUGCAUUGGAAGUAAAUGAAGAAUCGUCUUUAGUUUCCGAAGAAAAACCUCUGGAAGAAAAUGAUAUUAAGGAUAUUAGUGAGGCAUUCGAACUUCAAGGAAACACUGGUCAUGACAUUAUGAAUCGUUUUGGCUCUCAUACUGAGGAUCAUGGAGAUCUAUCUGAAGUAGAGUCUGAUGUGUCUUAUGAUUCCGGGGAUGACAGUGAUCUUGAAUUCUACAGUGAUGAGGGUGAUGUGUUGAAACCAACAUCUCUGGAGUCUGAUAGCAAUCUUGCAGAUGUUUUGGGGGAUGAAGGAAGCCUUGCUUCAUUGAAGGCAUCUUUUGAAGCAUUGGCAGGCAAGAAAACACCUAACCCUGUUUCUGAGGUUCCUGUUAAUCCUGAAGGAACCUCAAAGCAAACCAGUUCCAUCUUGGGACAGCAAAACAGGGAAGGUAAGUGUCUUUGUGCUGGUCCAAUGCGGAUCCUGCCCCUUUAUGCAAUGCUUCCUGCAUCAGCGCAGCUUCGUGUUUUUGAAGAGGUCAAGGAAGGAGAGCGCCUAGUAGUUGUUGCCACUAAUGUGGCUGAAACCUCUUUGACUAUCCCUGGGAUAAAGUACGUUGUUGACACUGGAAGAGAGAAGGUCAAGAAUUACGACUCCUCUAAUGGAAUGGAAACAUAUGAGAUACAGUGGAUAAGUAAGGCUUCUGCUGCUCAACGUGCUGGAAGAGCUGGAAGAACUGGGCCUGGACAUUGUUAUCGCCUCUAUUCCUCUGCAGUCUUCAAUGACAUUUUUCUUGAAUUCUCAUGUGCUGAAAUAUUGAAAGUACCAGUUGAUGGUGUUGUUCUUCUCAUGAAAUCCAUGCAUAUUGGCAAGGUUAAGAAUUUCCCAUUUCCAACCCCUCCGGAGGACAGUUCGUUUGAUGAAGCAGAGCUUUGUCUAAAGGCUCUUGAGGCACUUGAUAAUGAAGGAAGGUUGACACCACUAGGGAAGGCAAUGGCACGCUAUCCAAUGAGUCCUCGCCACUCCAGAAUGCUUCUUACGGUUAUUCAAAUCAUGCGUGAGGUGAAAGAUUAUGCCCGAGCAAAUCUAGUACUGGGCUAUGCUGUUGCAGCAGCUGCAGCUUUGAGCUUGUCAAAUCCUUUCAUUAUGCUGUUUGAAGCAAGCCACGAUGACACAGAUGACAUGAAGCAAGAUUGGAGUGAGAAAAUUCCAGACGAGGAAGAAAAGUUGAGGAAAAAGAAACUUAAAGAAACUGCUAAAUUAUCUCGUGCUAAAUUUUGUAACCCCACCAGUGAUGCUUUGACCAUAGCUUAUGCUCUGCAAUGCUUUGAGCUCUCUGAGAACCCGGUAGAAUUCUGUACUGACAAUGGAUUGCACUACAAGACAAUGGAAGAAAUGUCCAAGUUGAGAAAGCAGCUUCUUCAACUAGUGUUUAGCUCCAAUUGUAGUGAUUUCCAACGAGAAUUCUCUUGGACUCAUGGGAUUAUGCAGGAUGUAGAAAGUUCUUGGAGGGUUACUUUCGAUAAACAUCCUCUUCUACUGAAUGAGGAGGAGAUUUUGGGGCAGGCUAUCUGUGCUGGCUGGGCUGAUAGGGUUGCUAAACGCAUUAAAGGAGCUUGGGGGCUGUCAGAAGGAGAUAGAAAAGUUAAUGCAGCGAGAUAUCAAGCUUGCAUGGUCAAAGAAACAGUAUUCCUCCAUCGUCGCUCUUCUGUUUCUAAAUCUCCACCUGAAUUUCUAGUCUACAGUGAAUUAUUAUAUACAAAAAGGCCAUAUAUUCAUGGAGCAACAAGUGUGAAAUCAAAUUGGCUGGUUAAAUACGCUCGAUCAUCGUGUAUCUUUUCUGCCCCCCUUUCAGAUCCGAAACCAUAUUAUGACCCUGUAGCUGACCAAGUUUUCUCGUGGGUCGCUCCAACUUUUCGCCCUCAUCUAUGGCCACUCCCUCUUCAUGGUUUGCCCAUCAAAGAAGACGCAAUUCGGGUGGCUGUGUUUGCUUGUUCAUUACUUGAAGGACAGGUUUUGCCAUGCCUAAAAGCUGUCCGAAAGUUCAUGGCAGCCUCACCAGCUAGCAUUUUGAAGCCGGAAGCAUCAGGUCUUAAACGAGUUGGCAAUCUGUUAAAUAAAUUAAGUACAAGGGGAAGAAUUGUCGACAGUUGUGCCAUGCUAAAGAAGUUGUGGAAUGACGAUCCUUCAGAAUUGUUUUCAGAAAUUCGGGAUUGGUUUCAAGAAGGGUUUCAUAACCAAUUUGAAGAACUGUGGACACAAAUGCUCCGUGAAGUUCAGUUAGGUCCUAAAAAACGCUUCUCUAAAAGGGUCAAGGGAGAAAAAAGGAGAAUUUGAGUAUUGCUAUUACUGUCAUAUUGGAUAGUUGUACGACUGAGUCUUUCAGGCUUUGCUCUACAUCUGAAUGAAUUUAUCACAUUGAGAGGAUCAUGAAGUGGCCCAACUGUCCAUGUUGAAUGAUCAAUAUCAAGAGACUGAAUUAUGCAUCAUAUCAACUGAAUUGUGUCCAUUCAUGAACAUGGACGGUAUUCCAUUAUGAAGGAUGAUUUUGUGCAGUUUUAGAAUAUACAUUAAGUUAUCAGGGGCUCUAUGCAUAAUUGUACAAUGUUUCGGGAUGUCAAUAGUUUUGGAUCGUAACUUUUCCUACUGGAACUUGACAGUUCUUUUCCUAGUUCUCUUUAUGCAUCUCUUUGCCGUGCAUACACCUUAAAUGACAGCUUCAAUAACAUGCUAAGCUUCACCUGAGGUUAUGAAUGCUUUCUGAGAGCGGUUUGUAAGAAAGCUUUAAUAGCAUGCUCGUAGUCACUUGCCGCUGACUCCAUUCAACUUCUCUUGGUGUAGCUAUUGAAGUGGUAUAGUUCGAGGUUUAGCAGUGGCGGGUUUGGAGAGUUUGUUGGGGGGAAUCUUUGCAAUUUCUGUGGUUUGUAUGGAAGUUCUCUGGACUGUUACAGUGGCUCUAGCAACGAAAAUUGUAAGAUUGCAUAUGGUGGUAGUGGUGAUUUGGAGGUGGUGCAAGUGGUGCUGCAUUGGGUCAUGGUGAGUGAUUGUGGAUCGAAGGCGGCAGAAACAACGAUUACGGUGUGAAAUGUAAGCAAUUGUGAAGUAAUUUGUGACCUAUUAAAUGUGUUGUGAAUACAAGAAUGUGAUCUAAAAUGUGUCAUUUUGACCGUUUCCUAUUUGAUUAUAGGCUACAAUCGUAUAGGUCACAAAAUUGUAUUUUCUUAAAUUUGAAAGUGUAUCUUGAAGCUAUGAUAA
Messenger RNA from Olea europaea var. sylvestris, 5515 nucleotides. Its product is annotated as ATP-dependent RNA helicase DEAH13. Gene Ontology annotation, molecular function: RNA binding; ATP binding. Bases 599 to 4597 code for a protein of 1332 amino acids. The transcript is spliced from 15 exons. The record is from RefSeq and is a predicted model, not a curated record. Gene Ontology annotation, cellular component: intracellular anatomical structure; nucleolus. Gene Ontology annotation, biological process: maturation of SSU-rRNA from tricistronic rRNA transcript (SSU-rRNA, 5.8S rRNA, LSU-rRNA). Lineage: Eukaryota; Viridiplantae; Streptophyta; Magnoliopsida; Lamiales; Oleaceae.